GUAAAGAAAGCGUUCUUUGCUUUAGUAGCCAAUGGUGUGAGGGCUGCCCCCUUGUGGGAUAAUAAGAUGCAGUGUUUCGUAGGGAUGUUGACAGUCACUGACUUUAUCAACAUUCUUCACAGAUACUAUAAAUCACCUCUGGUACAAAUUUACGAAUUGGAAGAGCAUAAAAUUGAAACAUGGAGAGAAGUGUACUUAAAUUAUUCUUUACAUUCACUCAUCAGUAUUGCACCCAACUCCAGCCUGUUUGAUGCAGUUUACUCCUUAAUAAAAAACAAGAUCCAUCGGCUUCCUGUCAUUGACCCUGAAUCUGGCAACGUCCUCAGCAUUCUCACACACAAGCGGAUCCUAAAGUUCCUUCACAUCUUUGGUUCAAUGAUUCCAAAGCCACGGUACCUGCAGAAGACUGUUAAGGAAUUGGGAAUUGGGACAUUUAAAAAGAUUGCUACAGUGCAGGAAAAUGCCACAGUCUUCGAAGCCAUCUCCAUCUUUGUAGAGACUCAUGUGUCGGCCCUCCCAGUCGUGAAUGAAGAGGGUAAAGUGGUGGGGCUGUACUCCAGAUUCGAUGUUAUCAACCUGGCAGCACAAAAAUCAUACAACAACCUUGACAUGCCAGUGAAAGAUUCUUUGCAUGGGCGCUUGCAUUGUUUAGAGGGGGUGCUGAAGUGCUACCCACAUGAGACACUGGAAAUCAUCAUCGACCGCAUCGCAAGAGCACAGGUUCAUCGUCUUGUCCUGGUUGAUGAGAACGACUUUGUGAGAGGAAUCGUCUCCCUGUCAGAUUUGCUUCAGGCUCUUGUGUUGACCCCUGCAGGUGUAGAUGCCCUUUUCUCUUAACCCCCUAGGGCUCUCCCGUCACCUCUGCCACACAAUACUUCACAUUAAGUUUGAGAAUUGCAUAGAGGGGAGCUGCCAGCCAUGAAGAAGAUGGAGAGGUCAGAAGACCACCCCCAUGGGCAGCCAGGUGGCUGUCAGAUUUCUUUUGCCAGAGGAACCGUCUUGUGUGACGUCAGUCUGGUCGUUACAGCUGUUUGGAUGGGAGAAGGACCUCCCACCGUGGCUGCCACCCUUGACCCAUUGCUGCCCCUGUUCGUGGGCCGAGACUGUCAGCCGGGACUUUGGGACUAACGGGGUAGGUGCCCGUUGGGCCAGGUGUCCUUCAUACAAGGAGGGGGAUAUGUAACAAGGUGAGGAGCCCUGUAUAUUUAUUUGUUGUUUAUUU
This is a messenger RNA of Polyodon spathula (Mississippi paddlefish), 1222 nucleotides long. Its product is annotated as 5'-AMP-activated protein kinase subunit gamma-3-like. The transcript has 10 exons. NCBI's taxonomy places the organism in Eukaryota, Metazoa, Chordata, Actinopteri, Acipenseriformes, Polyodontidae. The record is from RefSeq and is a predicted model, not a curated record. The coding region runs from base 67 to 837 and encodes 256 amino acids.